Phragmites australis (common reed) is the source of this 1498-nucleotide messenger RNA. RefSeq lists its product as uncharacterized. Gene Ontology annotation, molecular function: protein binding. The record is from RefSeq and is a predicted model, not a curated record. The transcript is spliced from 3 exons. NCBI's taxonomy places the organism in Eukaryota, Viridiplantae, Streptophyta, Magnoliopsida, Poales, Poaceae. The coding region runs from base 68 to 1498 and encodes 476 amino acids.
GCAAUGCUUUCUGUUUCUAUCUGACUGACUCCUUGGCCCCCACCUCCCAGGUCCUACCACCAGCGACAUGGAGCCGCCUCCGCCGCCGCCGGCGGCGGCGCUGAUGGAUGUGGAGGAGCUCGUCGAACGAGCCCGCGUGCCGUGUUGGACAAUUGCAUCUACCUAUGGUCGCGACAAGCUGAAGCUGGUGCUAAUGGCAUCCGGGGGUGGGCACAACAUAUGGUUAUCGAGCUCGAGACCCUGCUCCCCAGACCUGGCCGAUUGUACCCAUGUAGAGCAGAGAUAUAUCGCCAAGCAUGAAAUGGACAUUCACCGAUUGAAGAACGGCAAGGAGAAAACCCGGAAAGAAAGACUAAUUGAAAUAAGCCUUAAUUUUUGUUCACCCAAUCCAUGUGGUAGAGUCUCCUCUCCAAGUCCCAAACCCGACGCCCAGCGGAGAGCAAGCAUGGCUACGCCUCCGCCGCAACCGCAACGACGCCGCCGCCCACCGGUGAUGAUCGACGACCUCAUUCCCGAGAUCCUCCUCCGCCUCACGCCGGACGAGCCCAAGCUCCUCUUCCGCUUCUCGGCCGUCUGCAGGUCCUGGCGUGACAUCCUCGCCAACCCCUCCUUCCUCCGCGCGUUCCACGGGACGCCCGCCAUGCUUGGCUUCCUCUUCAACCAAGACGACACCGACAUCGCGCGUUUCGUCCCCACCUCCUGCUUCCGCCCGCGCACCCCCGACCACCACGACUGGUACGCGCUCGACGCCCGCCACGGCCGCGUCCUCUUCCACACCCUCCUCUCCGAGCGCGACCCCAUGGAACUCACCCUUCUCUCUGAGCGCGACCCCAUGGAACUCGUCGUCUGGAACCCCAUCACGGGCGAGCAACGGGGGCUGCUCCUCCCGUCGUUCGAGUACACGGAUUGGGACGCCGCGGUGCUCUGCGCCGCGCGCGGCUGCGACCACCUCGACUGCCACGGUGGCCCCUUCCUCGUGGCCUUCGUCGGCACCACCUCGGACGGGUUCAUGUCCUCCUGCGUCUACUCGUCGGAGGCCGCCGCCUGGAGCGACACGACCUCCGUUGAGAACUCCGACGAUGUCAUCGUCGACAUGAUGCCCGCCGCCCUCGUGGGGAACACGCUCUACUUCAACUCUCAACAGAGCCGAGGGAGAAUCGUGGAGUACGACUUUGGCGCGCCGCGACUAUCGUUCAUCAACCCGCCGUCGUUCAGGUACCUCCUCGGCACUGUCCUAAGUCCGUACCUCGGCGGCACUGUCCUCAUGCCCUCGGAGGGCGGCGGGCUGGGGUUCGCCUGCAUGCACAGAUCCUGGCUCCACCUGUGGGCAAGGGAGGCCGGCCCCAACGGAACCGCGGCAUGGGCGCAACAAGGAUACAUUGAGCUCAGGACACUGCUCCCAGAGCAUGCCCUCCGGCGCGCUGAUGCGGUCGGCUUCGCGGAGGGUCUCGGUGUCAUUUUCGUCAGUACAGAUUGUUAUGAACAGACACCCUUUUAG